Messenger RNA from Armigeres subalbatus, 3882 nucleotides. RefSeq names its product ATP-dependent RNA helicase bel (gene bel). The transcript is spliced from 4 exons. The record is from RefSeq and is a predicted model, not a curated record. Gene Ontology annotation, molecular function: RNA binding; RNA helicase activity; ATP binding. Bases 506 to 2878 code for a protein of 790 amino acids. Gene Ontology annotation, biological process: gamete generation; cell differentiation. Lineage: Eukaryota; Metazoa; Arthropoda; Insecta; Diptera; Culicidae. Gene Ontology annotation, cellular component: P granule; nucleus.
GCCCUGGUGCCACCCAUUCCCUUUGGAGAAAACUCCGAACAGUGCAUAAGUUGGACGAAUUCGUCAUAGAAUUCUUUUGAGGUACAAAUUCGCGUUAAAACCGUUUUGCCUGGAAGCAGGAAGGCCAGCAAUUUGUGGCAGAAGUGCUGCGCAUUGCGCGUGUGAUAUUUGCAGUAACCGGAAGUGUGCGUGGAGUGUUGGAAGGAAGAAGAAGAAUAAGUAUAGUGGGACAGCUGAGAAGAAGAAGAAGAACAAGCGAAGCGAAAAAAGAGCUUUCAUUGUGUGUGAAUUGAGAAAUCCCAAGCCCUGCAAGUUCAUUUCGGUCAAUCGAUAGAAAGAACCGCUACGGAAUAAAGUGUUCCCUGGUGGCCUCAACCGAGCCAAGUGAACUUUGUCGAAUUAAAAUAAGACUUUAAUUUGUGAUUCCCGUCAGUUUUAUAGCACGUUUCACUUCAGCAUCGCAGGAACGCAGAAGACAAAAAACAAUACGAACGCUGGUAGUAAUAUGAGUAAUGCUAUUAACCAAAAUGGUACAGGUCUAGAGCAGCAGUUUGCUGGUCUGGACUUGCAGCAGCCGCAGUGCGCGCAAGAUUCGGGUAAUUUGAAAUCUUCGUCUGCUCGUUACGUUCCACCUCAGCUGAGAAGUGGCCGUGGUGGUGGUGGCGGCGGCGGUCCUGAGAACGAUAAUCAGUCCGGCCGUGGAGGAGGUUACGAUCGCGGCGGCCGUGGUGGCGACGAUUAUUCCGGAGGAUCAAGAUACGGCGACCGUGACCGCGGAGAUUACUACGGUAACCGUGACUUCAACCGUGGUCGUGGUGGUGGCGGCGGUGGACGCUACCAAAACGAUCGAAGAGACAACUACAACCGUGGUGGUGGCGGCGGUGGAUAUAAUCGUGGACCUCCACCAGACCGUGCCCCAGAACAAGAUUUACAACCCCAACCGGAGGAGUAUCAGCAAAAUGGCGGCGAACCAACUAUCGAUUCAUUUGUCGAUCGUGGCGAGCAACCGAGAAAUGAUGGUAAUUGGAAUAACAAUGCUCGCGGUGGUCGCCAAGGAGAUUUCCGUGAUCGGCGAAUGGAUAAUCCUCCGCCGCAAAAUGACAGAUGGCAAGAACCUUCCUCGAACGGAGAGAAUAGAGGAGGAUACGGAGGAGGUGGCUACGGAGGCUACCGCGGCGGCAGAGACGAACGCGGACCCGGCAUGGGUGGACGCUGGAACGAACGCUCCAGAGGAGACAUCGACUACACGCAACUUACCGAGCGCGACGAGCGCUUGGAAAUGGAGCUCUUCAAACACGGUAACACCGGUAUCAAUUUCAGCAAGUACGAAGAUAUUCCCGUGGAGGCGACGGGUGAAGCCGUGCCACCGAAUAUUAACACUUUCGAUGACAUUGAGCUGACAGAGAUUAUCGAGAACAACGUAAAACUGGCGCGCUACGAUGUACCAACACCGGUUCAGAAGUACGCUAUCCCUAUUAUUAUUACCGGACGUGAUUUGAUGGCUUGUGCUCAGACGGGAUCCGGAAAGACGGCCGCAUUCCUGGUUCCAAUUUUGAAUCAGAUGUACAAGCAUGGAGUUGCUCCACCACCGAAUCGUCCAUCCAAUCGCCGCAAGCAGUUCCCGCUUGGACUAGUGCUGGCUCCAACUCGUGAACUGGCAACUCAAAUUUUCGAAGAAUCUAAGAAAUUCUGUUAUCGCUCUCGCAUGCGCCCUUGCGUCCUCUAUGGUGGAAACAAUACUCAGGAACAAAUGCGCGAACUAGAUCGCGGUUGUCAUCUAGUUGUUGCUACACCUGGACGUCUGGAAGAUAUGAUCAUGCGCGGUAAGGUUGGACUCGACAAUAUACGUUUUCUCGUUCUUGAUGAGGCCGAUCGUAUGCUGGACAUGGGAUUCGAGCCUCAAAUUCGUCGUAUAGUUGAAGAAUGCAAAAUGCCACCGACCGGAGAACGCCAAACUCUGAUGUUCUCAGCCACGUUCCCGAAAGCGAUCCAAGAGCUAGCAAGCGAUUUUCUUCACAAAUAUAUCUUUUUGGCCGUUGGUCGUGUAGGAUCCACUUCCGUCAACAUCACUCAGUCAAUCUUCUGGGUAGAAGAACACGACAAACGCUCACAUUUGUUGGAUUUACUCUCAAACAUCAAAGCACAGAACGAAGGUGACGAAAAAGACUGUCUAACGCUAAUCUUCGUUGAAACGAAGAAAUCCGCCGAUUCAUUGGAAGAAUUUUUAUACAAUUACAGUCACCCUGUCACUAGCAUUCAUGGUGAUCGCACCCAAAAGGAACGUGAGGACGCACUCAAGUGUUUCCGCUCUGGUCGCUGCCCAGUUCUAGUUGCAACGGCGGUAGCGGCCCGUGGCUUGGAUAUUCCAAAUGUCAAACAUGUCAUCAACUUUGAUUUGCCAGCAGAAAUCGAAGAAUACGUGCACCGCAUCGGUCGUACCGGCCGUAUGGGUAAUCUCGGCAUCGCUACCAGUUUCUUCAAUGAUAAGAACCGGAACGUGGCUAACGGCCUAGUUAGACUACUACAGGAGACCCAACAAGAGAUUCCGUCAUUCCUGGAAGAUAUGACCAGUGAUCGUUCGUGGGCAAGCCGUAGUCGUGGUGGCGGUCGCAAUCAGCGCUAUGGUGGAUCAAGUUCUACUUUCGGUUCUAGGGAUUACCGUCAACAAAGCAACAAUCGUGGCAAUAACCGUGAUCAACGAGGCGGUGGAGGGGGCCGAAGCGGUGGUUAUGGCGGUGGAGGUGGAGGUGGAUAUGGUCGUGAGGAAGGAAGCUACUACCGCAACGGAGGCGGAGGCGGUGGUGGUGGCGGUGGCGGCGGCAAUUAUGGUGGCAGCUACAGCAACAGCGGUGGCGCCAGUGAUUGGUGGAACGAGUAAGGCAACAAUUUCCGCGUCGGAGAACCGGGAAUCGAAUUUCCAACAUGCUUAUGGAAAUAAUGAAGAAAAAACGAAUACACAAACACAACAUCUAAACAUACAUAGUACACAACAGAUAUAAAUGAAUCCACUCUAAAUUAUCGUUACAAAACAAUACAGAAGAAUAAUAUGGAAUAGUUUAUAUUCAUUCAGACAACCAUAAGAGUAGAGAAAAUGUCAUCCCGUGAAACGACAAACUGUGUUUAUUUUCAAUCUAUUCAGCCGUCUUAAAGGAGUAGAAAAUAAAUGAAAAAUACGCCCUCAAAAAUAAAAUGUUUUGCGUUUGGGGAAAAUAUAAAGUUAGAAAACAUAUUAUUUAUAUUGAUCUAAAUAACCAACAAACACGAUUUUAAACAACUUACCAACAACUAGAUCGCUUCGAAACAAUGUUCAAAAUGGAUAACAAGCAUGCAAAAUUCAGAACAAACAGGAAACUGUCUUCUACACACAAAAACACAAACACACAUGCUAAUAUAUACAGCAAACAUAGAAAAUCCAAAAUCUAACGACAACAAAAAAAACUACAUUUUGAAAUUCGUUGGACAAAAAAAAUCAAACAUGGGUUACCUUCGCGGAAAUUCUGCCAAUCGCUUCUUCCAAAUCGUUGAUUCUGUUCUGGACGGGUUGACACAUGAACUCGAGAACUGUGAAGAGAAUUUGUGACGCGCGGUGAUACACACACACACAAAGUACUAUUAAAACAAAAAAGAAGUGAUAUUGUGCAGAAUAAAAAAUGACUGUCUGUGAACAUCAGAAUUAGGAAGUAUAUAAACAAAUGGUAGAAUUGGUAUAACAUCGCCUGGUACAUUAACAAAUUGGAAUGAACAUUUGAUAAAAAAAAAUGUUGCACUUUCUCCAGUACUAUGUUGAAUAAUAGAAACAAUACUGACAGGAUAACACAUCAGAAAUAGAUGCAACAAAUGAUAAGAAAUAGACAAUUCAAUGCAGAAGGUAAACAAGAAAAA